Suillus fuscotomentosus is the source of this 303-nucleotide messenger RNA. RefSeq names its product stress responsive A/B barrel domain-containing protein. The record is from RefSeq and is a predicted model, not a curated record. The transcript is spliced from 4 exons. Bases 1 to 303 code for a protein of 100 amino acids. Lineage: Eukaryota; Fungi; Basidiomycota; Agaricomycetes; Boletales; Suillaceae.
AUGGCCAUUCACCACAUAGUCCUGUAUAAGUUUAAGCCCGAGGUGACCCCAGAACAGAAACAGAACGUGAGGGACAGCGUCAGCGCUCUUCCGUCGCAGGUACCUGCAAUCCAAAACCUUAUCACUGGCGAAACGGUGUACAACCAUCUCGGACACGGCUUCGACGAAGGGGUCAUUUGCGUGUUCGAGAGUCAAGCCAAGUUGAACGAGUAUCGCCCACACAAGGCGCUUGUUGAUUAUCAGGCGUUAUUGGACCCUUUGCUCGAAGGUCUACUCAUUUUUGAUAUCGAGUCAUCCGCCUAG